CUGGGAGCCGGGUGGUAGCUGAGCACCUGGGAGCGACCUCCCUGACGGAAGCGGGCGCUGCGCGCCAGGGCAUCAUCGUCCACCACGUGUGGCACGAUCACCGCACGGGGGUAUCUGGGGCACAAGCUAAACUCAUCGUUCACCUCGCUCAGCCGCCACGCGUUGUCUGCGGCGCAGAGAGGAGAGAGGCCAGGUCUAGGGCACCCAGGGAGUGCCCUGUCCCCGCGCCUCUUCCAGGCCCUGCGCUUCCACCUCCCCGGGCCCCCACGACCGCGCCCACUUCGCGAGCUACUCUCUUGUAGUAGCGUCCGGGCGGAAGUGCCAGGAGUCGCCCAAUCUCAGGCCCUUGGGACGGUAGAAUAAAGGGAAGGAGGUGAUGACUGAUUCCAGGGAGGACAGCGUCCGGAGAAGGAAGUCACGGGCUCUGGGGAGGGUCGGAAUUGUCUCGCCCGCCCCCUUUCCAGCCCCUCAGCCCUGUAGCUUCAGCUUCGGCCUCUCCAAGUACCCCGGACCACCCUGCAUCCCCCUGCCAUUUAGCUGCGGCUGCGGAGCCUCUUUGAACAGAAGCACCUUUUUAUUCCCCUCUACGCGAGACAGGGAGAGCUUAAAGGGCUCGGGCGCGCCCUCGGCACACCUCGAUGGAGUGGGCGAUGCCCAGCGUCGCUUCCGCGCCCUCUAUUUCCAGCUGCAGCACUCGCAGGUCCUUACAGCACAGGGUGAUGGUGCCCGAGUCACUCGCAACCCUGGGGAGGGACGGUCCUUUCCCAGGAGAGGGGCAACGAGUUUCCCGGAUUGGGCGUUACGCAGGAGGGCUCCAGCUCCGACUGUGCUGGCCGUGCCCCCUACUCCGCCAAGCCGCGCGCUCCCCAACUCCGGAGACCCCCCCACCCCGCCACGUCUCACUGCUUCUCGAAGGAGUCGACGCUACGCAACAGCAGCAGCCACAGGUCAGGAGAGGACGCGGGCCCUGGCGACAGCAGCAGGUGGUGGACGGUGACUCACAGCGUGCCGCGAAGCGGGGGCGCCUCCGGGCCCCGUAGAAACUCUGCUUGGGCCCAGCCCAUAUGGAUCAGCUCCGAGAACUCCAUUCUGCCAGUGAGAGACCCGGGACCCAGCAGAAGGCCAGACUCUGAGAGCGUCAGGAGUGGCAGGCUGGAGCUCCGAAAGGGAUAGGAACUGCCUGGGCAGCUGGCGACGCCGUCUGGACAGCUGUUAAGGAGGCCCCUCAGAGGAGACGAUCACAGUUUCACAGGAAUUUCCCCUCAUAUUGCCAAUAUCUCUUAGCGAGGUCCCUGGCCAGAGACUGUUAUAAGCAAAUCUCCAUGUCAUUGUCUGUGAAAUGGGGAGAAUAAUCUUGCCUAAAGUCCUUAACCCUGUGCCUGGGCUGCAGGAGACACUCAAUAUUUUUGUAUUUUUGUUUUUUCAAGCCCUGAGGUGCUAGCACUACUGCUAACUUUAAAAAGAAACAAAGGCCGGGCGCAGUGGCUCAGGCCUGUAAUCCCAACACUUUGGGAGACCCAGGCCGGGCGGAUCACCUGAGGUCAGGAGUUCGAGACCACCCUGGCUAACAUGGCGAAACCCCAUUUCUACUAAAAAUACAAAAAAUUGGCCAGGCGUGGUGGCUCACACCUGUAAUCCCAGCACUUUGGGAGGCUGAGGCAGGCCGAUCACGAGGUCAGGAGAUCGAGACCAUCGUAGCCAACAUAAUGAAACCCCGUCUCUACCAAAAAUACAAAAAUAACUGGGCAUGGUGGCGCGCGCCUGUAAUCCCAGCUACUGGGAGGCUGAGGCAGGAGAAUCGCUUGAACCCAGGAGACCGAGUUUGCAGUGAGACGAGAUAGCGCCAUUGCACUCCAGCCUGGGCAACAAGAGCAAAACUCCGUCAA
Molecule: messenger RNA, 1886 nt
Organism: Pongo pygmaeus (Bornean orangutan)
Lineage: Eukaryota; Metazoa; Chordata; Mammalia; Primates; Hominidae
Exons: 1
Coding region: 377-997 (206 amino acids)
Source: RefSeq, a predicted model, not a curated record